UAUUCUACUUCUCGCACCAACUCACGAGCCAGCCAGUGUUUUCUUCCAGCGGGCCAGUUUUUGCGUUUCAACCAAUUUAUCUCCAGUCUCAAACAUUUGUCUCGAUUCACUUCUAAGAAGCCUCCUUCUUGUGGCUCUGUCAAGAACAAGCCGGUUUCUUGCAUCAACUCAAACAGCCUGGUUGUUGUUGCUCCAUCUUAA
Messenger RNA from Protopolystoma xenopodis, 201 nucleotides. The record is from the annotation of a GenBank genome assembly. Lineage: Eukaryota; Metazoa; Platyhelminthes; Monogenea; Polystomatidea; Polystomatidae.